UUUUUUUACCGCAGAUAUCAUAUCCUGAGCAAAAUGAUUGCUCCGGUUCCUCAGGGCGACACAGCAGCCGAGGAGACGAGGUCUUUGCUCGCACGAAGCAAUGGGCCCAACACAAAGCCAAGUUCCGUUAUUAACAGGAUCAGAAAGGCACCACUUACAGUUGCAUUUGUGGUGGCCACCGCUCUCUUCACAGACAUGGUUGUAUACGGUGUAGUCGUUCCACUUCUACCUAUCAUUGUCAAGGGUCGUCUCGGUGGUACCUCCAGCGAUGUGGGUCUCUUGUUUGCUUCUUAUGCCAUCGGUCUUCUUGCAUCUACGCCUAUCUUUGCGAUCUUGAGUGACAAGUAUCAAAAUAGGAGGAUACCCAUGAUGGUUGGAAUGCUUGGGCUCGCUGUUGCAACUGUUGGAUUCUCAUUGGCAAGCAACUAUUGGGUUCUCAUCGUUGCUCGAAUUGGUCAAGGCUCCGCAGGCGGAGCUUCAUGGACGAUCGGAUUAGGAAUGUUGGCUGAUGUUUAUCCUCCUAAUAAUCUUGGUACUGUGAUGGGUGCGACAAUGAUGGCAAAUACUAUGGGAUUUCUAUUAGGACCCGUGGUUGGCGCAUAUUUUUAUGAGUACCAUGGAUAUAAGGCUCCAUUCAUUUUCUGUGCAGUGCUCGCAACCCUGGAUUUCCUUUGCAUUCUCUUUAUUGCAGAACCUGAAAAGAGGAAUAAUGUUAUAGCCGUAAGCCCAUCCAACAGCUAUAAUGGUGAUAUUGAAGCACAUGCUCAGGAUGUUAUUGACGAUAUUCCUAAUCAACAUCAGAAACAUAAGCAAGCUGGAAGCAGUAGCAGCAGUAGCAGCAGCACUGGCGAUGACUCGCAGUAUGGAAGUGUACCAGGAUCAUCAUCAUCGUCCACAAAUAGCUCAGCUGUUAAAUCGAAGGAUGAUUCUAACAAGAGUUGGACAGACGUAUCCAUGUACACCAUUGCAAGUAACUGGACGAUUACCUGCUGUCUAUUGGCAACUUUUGUCGGUGGAUGUGUAUUCACAGGAUUGGAGCCUAUCCUUCCUCUAUAUCUCGGAGAUAUGCUUCAUGCAACUCCCACUCAAACAGGGCUUAUCCUCAUGGCCGCCGUUUUCCCAUCCUUCCUUUCCUCUGUAAUUGGGUACUAUGCAGAUCGAGUCGGUCAUUUUUACGUCUCCUUCGUCGGCAUGGUGAUCUUUGCGAUUGCAGCGUUAUCAUUGGCUCUUCCAAAAUCGUUUACCGCUUUUAUCCUUCCAUUAGCGCUCUUUGGCCUUGGAUCCUCCAUGGUCCAAACACCGUUGCUCCCAGCCAUGGCAGAUGUCGUCGUCAAGGAGGGUUGGAAUGGUUUUGCAAAGACAUAUGCUCUCUACAACAUGGUGUAUUCUCUCAGUAUGGCUGUAGGACCGACCAUAGCCGGCUUUAUCUAUCAGGAUUAUAGUUUCCCAUUGACAAUGGUGAUGUUUGGUACCAUGACCAUUCUAGCUAUACCAGUGGUCUACUCGGCACAAAUCAAAGUAUUUAUUAACUACUUUAUGAAUGUUUUUACGAGGUAG
Messenger RNA from Lobosporangium transversale, 1557 nucleotides. RefSeq names its product major facilitator superfamily domain-containing protein. The coding region runs from base 34 to 1557 and encodes 507 amino acids. The transcript has 6 exons. Gene Ontology annotation, molecular function: transmembrane transporter activity. The record is from RefSeq and is a predicted model, not a curated record. Lineage: Eukaryota; Fungi; Mortierellomycota; Mortierellomycetes; Mortierellales; Mortierellaceae. Gene Ontology annotation, biological process: transmembrane transport.